AUGGAGUCAUACAACUGUCCGCUCCCAGAAGAAAUCAUAACAGAUAUACUUUCUCGGUUACCAGCAGAGUCUGUAUCAUCCCUCAAACACGUAUGCAAAACAUGGAGAAAUCUUCUGGUUGAUCCUAACUUUGCUCGAAUUCAUCAAGAAUUUCAUGCUAACAGAGGCGAUACUGGUGCUUGUAACAACUAUAAGCAUCUUACAGUUGCAUCAAGGUUUGGUUAUCUUCCUUCAACUAAUGAAUACAAGGUUGUCAGAAUCUAUUACGAAUGGAAGGAUGAAACUACACUCGGAAAGGUCGGAAAAGUGCAGGUAUACACUUUUGGUGGGGAAAACGGUAGUAGUAAAAAUUGUGGCCAAUGGAGAGAUAUAUGCGACAUUGAUUACAACUUUGAACAUCUAAAUGGUGUUUACUUCAACGGAGCUCUACACUGGCUGGACCACAGCCACAGUGAUAGAACAAGGAUCAUGGCUUUCGAUUUGGCAAUGGAGGAGUUUUUUGUCGUCAAGUCACCACCGGAUAUUGAUAACUUUUAUCAACUUUGCCUGUUGGGAGGUUACUUGGCUAUUUAUCGCAACAAUGGUUCUUAUUUUCCGGAAAGCAGAAGAUGGGAUGUAAGCUGGCAUAUAUGGGUUUUGAAGAAGACGAAUCAGAAUAUGAUGAGUUAUGUAAUAAAGGAGAAUGAAGAGUACUACGAUUCUUCUUGGAGAUGGAGUAGGAUAUUCAGUGUAGAUCAUGCACAGUUGAGCAAUUUUGAGUGUCAGCCGUUGGGCGUCACGAACAGCGGUGAAAUUUUAUUUAAGUACUGUGAACGAUCUGCAUUGUGUAUUUAUAACCCAAAAACCGAAACGUUUGAAGAAAUAUCUUGUGGAAUCAAUUGGAAGCCGAGAGAAAAACAUAUUUGCCUGUUUCAUCAUGUAAACACCUUUGUUUCUCCAAAAGGUAUGACAUGA
Messenger RNA from Papaver somniferum (opium poppy), 954 nucleotides. Its product is annotated as F-box/kelch-repeat protein At3g06240-like. The transcript is spliced from 2 exons. Bases 1 to 954 code for a protein of 317 amino acids. Lineage: Eukaryota; Viridiplantae; Streptophyta; Magnoliopsida; Ranunculales; Papaveraceae. The record is from RefSeq and is a predicted model, not a curated record. Gene Ontology annotation, molecular function: protein binding.